Molecule: messenger RNA, 450 nt
Organism: Gongylonema pulchrum
Lineage: Eukaryota; Metazoa; Nematoda; Chromadorea; Rhabditida; Gongylonematidae
Source: the annotation of a GenBank genome assembly
UUUCUUCGGUGCGAGUCGUACGGCCACCGAGUGGCUACACUUAAAUCGCCUGGUGAUGUUAAAGUGGCAGCCGAGUCACCAGGACCCUAUGGACCACCUGGCCCAGCUGGACUUGCCAGAUCAGGAGGUGAGGGAGAGGUUGCGCACGGUCAGAUGCACCAGCUGGUGGAUCAGGGCCAGGCGGAACAAGAGGAGUUGCCGGAGGAGGAACAUCAGGACGUGCGAGACCACGAGGAGGAGCUGGGCCGCCAGGCGAAGCAGCUGCACUUGACCGGGGGUCAUCUGAACCAUCCGGUCAGACAGGUUGGCAAAGGUGGAAUUACAGGGCUGUUCAUGUCCACUACGAUUAUCGCUGACUGUGAAAGCGCCAUCACUGGAUGCGGCCAAGUCCGUGGAAAUGCAGUUGCAGAUGUUGAAGGUAUUCAACGCCGUCUUGGCGCCGCAAAAUGA